This is a messenger RNA of Neoarthrinium moseri, 2904 nucleotides long. RefSeq lists its product as uncharacterized. Gene Ontology annotation, cellular component: mediator complex. Lineage: Eukaryota; Fungi; Ascomycota; Sordariomycetes; Amphisphaeriales; Apiosporaceae. The transcript has 9 exons. Gene Ontology annotation, biological process: positive regulation of DNA-templated transcription. The coding region runs from base 1 to 2904 and encodes 967 amino acids. The record is from RefSeq and is a predicted model, not a curated record.
AUGCCUCUUAUCCUCGAUAAUCCCAUGGCAGCUGCCGGCGAUAUGCAAGUCGACAUCGGGGUCGACGAUCUGUUCGGGGAUGCGCCGCUUGCCCUGCAGAAUCGCCCCCCGAGCAAACGUCUGUUGCUCAGACUUAGCGAGCUGCGCAGCCGUGGUUCUUGCCAGGGGCUUGCAUGGUCCAAGACGGGCUCCAUUGCGUCCAUCGCGCCUGAUGGUCGAUCUCUUGAGUUGCGCUACAUUCGCGCUGACCCCAAAGAUGCCACUUGGGGUUUGAGCGAGCCGACCACUUGUACGCCGUGGCAGAAUCUUGCUGGUGGGCCCAUCGUCCAUCUGGCCUGGGCACCAACACAGGGCUCGGAGCUCGCAAUCAUCGAUGCUGUAGGCCGGGUGCUGAUGGUCAACUUUGGCACCAACGUCAACACCCCAUCGCCUGCUGCAAGAAGCUGGGACAAGGAUCCCCUCGAUGACACAAACGCUGUUGUGGGAACCUAUUGGCUGCCUUCUUAUCCCGCGCACAGGGGACAGGCCAAUCAUCUACACGCACCGGCUGUCAAAGAAGGCAACAACUACAACUACGAGCACUCCAUCGUUGUCAGUCAUCCACCCUACCACCCAAACCCUGCUAAAUCUGCAUUCUUCUGUAUCACCACGGUUGGCCUGUUGAAGAUGUUUUGGGCCCAGAAUAUAACGAGCAAGAUCGAGGAGUCUUCCUUGGAAUUGGAGAGCGUCACCUCAUCAGACGACCUAAUUACACACGCAGCAAUGGUCUCAGAUACGAGAGUGGCUAUGGCCACGUCUUCGAAACAACUGCAAGUUGUUCAGGUCGUUCUGAAUUGGGGAAUGCCAUCACAGGAGAACAUGAAAGGAGGUCUUCCUCAGAACCAAUCACUCAACCCGUCCCUGAUGGGAAGGCCUGUUGCCAUAUCCACUUGGCUUCCUGGAGGUCCAAGUGAAUCCCAUCUGGAUGCAGCCAUGACUCGACUCUCGCUCCUCGAGUUCAUACCAACUACAUUCGAUUCAGCAUCAAGAACCUGGCACCCACCCCUGGUGGUGACAGUACGGUCGUUUGUGCCAACCCCCGAUACUCCUUACAACCAGGAAACGCAGAGUGUUAUCGAUACAUGGGAGGUUAUCUUAAACCAGGACCAGACAAUGCAUCAUGCAUUUGAAAACCUAGGAUCCAGGAGGAAUAGCACUGGCUCCUCGCCAUCGGUCACUCAGAGAUUAAAAAGGCUGGAUCCAAUCAUUGUCAACAAAAUCAUCAUCGGAAUCACUGUGGUGCGGAUGGGCACGGUCGUCUGCUUCUCAUACAGCGACGGGACUGUGGAAUAUCGGGACCGCAUCACGAUGAACGAGGUUUGGACUGCCCCUAAACUCGACCGCAUCAACUCGGUUCAUGAAGCUGGUUUCACGCACAGCGGAGAACCAUCAUGCUUACAGACCGCUGUGUCGCCCACACUCUUCUCACUUGUUCAAAUGUGCGAGGAUGGGAAAAUCAAGUGGCAUGGAGUCAACUACACCCUGUCUGACCCGGCUUCCAUGGACGACGCUCAGUACCGCGGUGUGAUAGCUGCAUUGACCAUGUCGACGGCCCAAUUAGCUGCCACUCAGAGUAAUGUUGAUGAUAUCCUUGCGACUGCAAGACAAUUCAUUGGCAAAGAGCGAUUUGCCCAGGAUUGGGUCACCGAGAUAGUCAGAAUGAUGCGCAUUGCGGUUGAUUACUCGGAGGAGGCACACCACGAUGCUCUAGUCCGAAACCAGCUGCUCCAGAUGUGUUUUAGCACACUAAGCCAUUUCGGAUGGAAUGGGAAUUUCCAGCCUCGUGCUUUCAGCGGCAAGAUGGCUAUGUUCGCUCUCAACCUACGGAACAUCGUCAUUUUGAUCACUAUUGCCAGCAACGGUCAUAUGAAGGAAAGUACUCCCCUUGAUGAGCCAGAGGUCGUUGAUGCGUUGGCCACCUGUUGCAAAUGGUCUAUAGACUUGCUCUGCUGGAUCACCGACUCCCUGUUCUGCCUGUUAGAUGAUCAAAAGUUCCAAGAUCUUUUGAAGCAGCCAUCGCAAUAUGCAAACAUGAAUCCAUAUCUGCACAGCAAGAAUGACAUAUCAUUGCACAUGGUGUUGUCCUCUCCUAUACGCGGUUUACUCUCUGCUGUAUGCCGCAGGAUGGCUCACCUGCAUCACGUGUCACAGAGAGCCAUAUCCUAUUACGAGGCCCGAAAUCUAUCCAGUGAUCCUAAUUCGCGCCCAUCAGGGUCAUCCUUGGCAUUGCACCAGGCGUAUAGGAAAAUGUUGGGAUAUACCAGCAGUGCUCUUGUCAAUGUCAACGACUUCGAGCAGUUGCUCGGCUCUCUAAGCAAAAGUAUUCGUCAGCAAUAUACCGAGUCAUUUGGCGAGCUGGGAAAGCGCGCUGCCGCGGAGGCGGUAAAGAAAAACCCCAAUGCACCGAAGAACAUCGCUGAAGAGGCCGUCAAACGCGCACAGUCGCACUGCGAGCUUACCAUGCUGCUGGCCGGCAGUCCACCUUCGACUCUGGCACAGGUGAUACACAGGUUCUUCACAAACGAUUUGACAGCCUUCAGAGCUCAAUGCGACCCGGCCUCGCUCUUCUUCGCCAACUACGAUAUCCUCGAGGUGGAUGACGACCCGAAGCUGCUCACAUCCAGAAAGCAGAGGGGCGUGCGGGUCGACUUGUUCAAGCGCGUCGAGAUCACCCCGAAGAAGAAGACUACGGGUGCUGCCGGCGAGGAUAUGGUGGUGCCCUGGCGGAGAUGCGUUAGGUGUGCUAGCGUUAUGGAGGACGAAGCUACCAUGAAACCGGAGUUGAAGUUUGUGCUAAGCCAGCAGAGGAACUGCUCUUGUGGUGGGAGGUUGGCGCUUCUCGGGAAGGAUGAACUGAAUGAGUAG